AAAAAUGGCAAGCAUUUUGAAGAGUCGCUUUUUGAAGCCGCAAACUCGUUACCAAUUUUUGGCCACAAUUAUUGUGAAUAUAAUAACUUUUGCUCAUGGCAUUGUGUUGGGAUGGCUUUCGCCGACCUUGACUAAAAUCCAAACACCGGACACCCCGCUUGACUUUGAAGUUAAUAUCGACGAAAUAUCCUGGCUGGGCUCCAUGCUGGGGCUAGGAAGUUUGUCUGGCAACUUGGUGAUUGUUUUCUUAUUGGAAAGAGCUGGUAGGAAAUUUUUCCUAUACCUGCUAGCUGUACCUUACGCUUGCCUUUGGAUUCUGAUUUACUGUGCCUCCAAUGUGUACUUCCUGUAUGCUGCUCGAUUUUUAGGUGGAUUUACUGGAGGUGUGUCCUACGUAGUAUUACCCAUAUUCAUCAGUGAAAUAGCCGAUACUAGCAUCCGAGGGGCUCUUACUUCAAUACUGAUGCUAUCGGUGAACCUUGGGAUAUUAGUUGGCUAUAUUGCUAGCUCCUACCUCGACUACCACGUUGUUCCCCUAGUGGUCUCCUUCCUGCCUAUUGUCUACUUUUUGGCAAAUUUAAUGCUGCCAGAAUCAGCUCCAUAUCUUUUAAAGACAAACAAGCUCACUGCAGCUGAAAAAUCCUUCAGGUACUACAAAAAUCAAAGAGGUGACAAGCAGAGUUCAAUGGAAACUUUUGAGGAAUUGAGACUAGCAGUUCUCUCCCAAAAGAUGAAUGGUACUUCGGGAAUCACAUUUAAGGACUUUGUUACAAAACCAGCUCUUAAAGGGUUCGCAGCCGCUUUUGUUCUUUGCACCGGAUUCGAGUUCAGUAAUGUCUUCAGCUUCAUGAACUAUAUGUCGGAUAUAUUCGCCAAGUCUGGAUCGAUUCUGGACGUUGACACCUGUACAAUUAUUAUGGGCGUUGUACAAGUUAUUGGAGUUUAUACGUCUACCAUAUUUGUGGAUAUCGUAGGCCGAAGGUUGCUGUUGCUGAUUUCCACUCUGGGAGUGGGAGUUGGUUGCAUUGCCUUUGGAUGCUUUACAUACUUUGGAGAACUCUACGAUCUUCACGACUUUAAUUGGCUUCCAUUCGUGCUGAUGAUUUUCAUUAUUUAUGUGGGUAACGUCGGUAUAAUGGGACUUUUUUUUCUGGUCGUUUGUGAAGUCCACCCAGCUAAGAUUCGAUCUGUCGCCACAUCCAUUUCAAUUGCUUUUAUGGGUAUCCUUGUCUUUGUUACGUUAAAGCUAUUUCCUUUAUUACUCCACUUUUGGGGCAUUUCCGCCACAAUGUGGUUCUCUGCCUUUUCUUGUUUGGUGACUUUUGUUUAUAUUUUAUUUUUGCUCCCAGAAACCAAAGGAAAAUCCAUGGUUGAAGAAUAA
Messenger RNA from Drosophila bipectinata, 1381 nucleotides. Its product is annotated as facilitated trehalose transporter Tret1-like. The record is from RefSeq and is a predicted model, not a curated record. Gene Ontology annotation, biological process: carbohydrate transport; transmembrane transport. Gene Ontology annotation, molecular function: sugar transmembrane transporter activity. Gene Ontology annotation, cellular component: membrane. NCBI's taxonomy places the organism in Eukaryota, Metazoa, Arthropoda, Insecta, Diptera, Drosophilidae.